Molecule: messenger RNA, 5487 nt
Organism: Anastrepha obliqua
Lineage: Eukaryota; Metazoa; Arthropoda; Insecta; Diptera; Tephritidae
Exons: 17
Coding region: 1-5487 (1828 amino acids)
Cellular component (GO): membrane
Molecular function (GO): G protein-coupled receptor activity
Source: RefSeq, a predicted model, not a curated record
AUGCAGAUCGCGUCGGAAAAGCUCAUGCGCGUCUUACGUAAUUUCAAUAUUACUAAAAUCAGCGAUUUAGAAUUGAUCUCGAAUAGUACAGACCGUUUGGACAUCACAUUUCAUUUCUUUGGCAUAAAAGGUGACUCGAAUCGCAUACGCGAGGCCAUCACCCGCAUGGUGGAACGCGGGCGCAUUGGGAAUAUUACGCUGGUCUCCAAUUAUCAUCUAUUCGACGAAAACCCACCGUUGAAUUUAUUGGAACUGACAAUUAAUCAAAAAUCAGCGAUACGUGAAGACAGUGAAUUUAUAAUAUCAUGCACCGCCCAAGGAUCUUCGCGUAUGCAAUUUCAGUGGUACAAGGAUGGUGCACGUGUCAAUACAUCCAAGGCUACGAGAGAAAUCUGGACCACCGUUUUACCGCCGGAAACAAAAGAUACUUUCACUGCCAUUUUGGGCAUCACAAAGGCCAGUCGCAUGGACGAAGGCAUUUACACGUGCAAGGUCACCGACUGGGGUGUCGAGCAAUGCCGGUCGCUGCAUGUACACAUCAAAUCACCGCCACGCCUGCGCGUUGAUCCGGCCAGUGUGACACUGCAACGCGGUGAUUCACUGCGCGUGCGUUGCCUGUCACCCGGCAACGAUGACAUCAAACGCUACGCUCAACUCGGCUACAGUUGGACACGCAACGGCGUACUCUUUCAAUCGAAUCCCGCCACGGUGAUGUGGGAAGACCUUUAUCCAGAUGGCAGCAUACUGAAAAUUAACAACAUACAAAAAUCCGCCGAGUACACUUGCAUUGUCUCGAAUACGGUGCGUCCCGUAUCAAAGAGUGUCUACAUAACUGUUAUCGACCGCAAUGCGGUGCAUGUUUGUCACAGCGAUACGCUCUACGGUGUCCGUUGGCCGACAAGCGCACCAGGCGCUGCCAUUGUGGCCGAUUGUCCGCGCAGUUUCGAAGGUCACUCGCGACGUAUCUGCGAAAACCGUGACACAGGCAACUCGACAUGGUUGUUACCCGAUUUUUCGCUUUGCGUACACGAUCAACUUUUGGAGAUUUACAAUAAAUUCCGUGCAUUAAGCGCCGGCUACCAACAGACCAACUCAUCAGCCAUACUGAAGGCAUGCUUUGCAUAUACAGUUAAGCGGCAGAAGCGCUUUUUGCCUGGUGAGGCGGGAUUUCUCAUCGAUAUGCUGCACGAGGUCGAUACUUAUCUGCAGCUAAAAGGCACACAAUUGGAACGUGAGAUGGCAGCUGAAAUCAUUUUGCACAUUCUCGAUAAAGUUAUGCAAAAUACGCAAUCGCUGAAUAGUCAACAGCAAAUUAAAAAAUUGCAACUCUUAACACAAUCAGCAGCGUUGAACCGUGAAACAAUUGCAGCAUCUCAAUUAGCAACAUCAACAUCAUCCACGUCAGCAGCAGCAGCAGCUGCAGCUGCGGCAGCGGCCGCAGCGGUUUCAGCAUCUGCCUCCGCAACAGGCAAUAGCGCCACGUCAUCCUCUUCCUCUGCCUCUGCUCCAGCAGCCACAACACAAACAGACACUACUUUGAGUUCGGUAAUAGCUGGUAAUGCCAUGUCACCAGCACGCUCUACUUCAGCCAAUUCUGCGUUAGCAACUUUGUUGCGUGGCGAUGCCGGUAGCGGCGGUGGUAGUGGCAGUGGCGUGGGAAAUAGCGGCAGCAGUAUUCUAACUGUGGAUGAGGACUCAUUGUCAUUGGAUCGUCUAAAUUCGCUACGCAUCUAUAUGACUUCGGUGAAAACGUUGCCAUUUAAUUUAAGGAUCUACGGCGAUGAUUUGUUCGCCGAUCAACUUUAUAUGGACAUUGGACUCUCCAACCGUUUACUCAAUAUAAUGGCGAACUCGACUAUAUUCGCAUCGGUUAUCUCGUAUAAAAAUUUAAAAAGCUUUCUACCAAAAACUUAUUACACGCGCGGCAGCGACACCAAAGAGUCUGAUUACAUUCUGGCCUCACGUAUUUUGCAAACGUGGCUCUUCCAGUCGAAUCGCUCAAACGAUAAUCUACGUGAACCACUCGACUUACCCUUCGAAGCGGGGCAUGUGGAGAUCAUAUUUCAGCAUGAGGUAGCACCAAAGGAUGGCGAUUGGAUUGCGGUGUGCGGCCAUGACUACAAAGCUUCCUUUGAGUCCACUUGGCGCUCAGAUUUAUGCAUCACCAAGCAUCUGAUGGCGAACAUAACCCGUUGCAUAUGUCCAUUGUCUGGCACAUACGUUGUCAUGCUGACCAAACGCAAUAACAAUCCGCAACCUGUCUCGCCCACUCAACGUCCGCUCUUCGUGAUCAUCAGUUGUGUUUGCGGCCUACUCCAGUCCUGUUCGACUUUUCUCAUACUUCUUCCCAUUUGGUUUAACCGCAAAUGUGCGAUUACCUUUUUAAAAAUGCAAUUUUGCGUCUCCACAUCGAGUAUUAUGAUAAUAUUUCUGCUGGGGUUCCUGAAAAUGUUACCAGUGAAUUGGCACGCAAUUGUCAACUCAUCGCUUGCCUCACUGCUCUUGCUCGGCGUCUCGACCACAAUUGCGAUUGCGUUGGUUGUAAAUUCCGAGUUGGUGCCGAAAAAGAUGUUGCACAUCAACAAAAUGUCAACAACAGCAGCGACAAGUGCACGCGCAACGGCAAUAAAAAACGAGCAACAACAACGCCGCGAGAUGAAUAAACAUCGUAACUCCACAAGUGGCAAUGACAAUAGCAAUGCCGCGACCGGCACAACCGCCACCUCCGCAACAACCAUCGAUGCGAGCAGUUUGAGUGUCACCACAAGCAUUACACAAAUCAGCAGCAACAACAGCGGUGGUGGUGGUGGUGGCGGAGGCGUAGGCGUAGGCGGCGGCAAUAUUGGCAGCAAUGACAAUAGCAUUGCAAGCGACUGCAGCGCCACCAACAAUAGACGCUUUGGUGGCGGUGUGCCGGGUGCUACAGCAGCACGUUCCGUGGCUCUGGUACAAGAGCUCUACUUUCCGGUAAGUCUGCGCGCCGUUAUCGGCAUAAGUUGGUUGCCGCCACUGCUCUACGCCAUCGCUGUACCGCUCAUAUGCAGCAUUAUUGGCAAAUGGCCGCGCAAUUGGUGGCUGGAAGUGAUGAGCAAUACAACAGCGAGCACAACAACAUCACCAACAACACACUUCAUGUCCGACGCUGUGUUGGGUAUGCCACAUGGCUUGUCCACACUUGGUAGCGGAUACAGUAACGGAAAUGAUUACUUAGUGGCGCAUCUGGCGGCGCACUCCCCGCCAGCCUCAUCCGCGUUAAGUUUGAGGGUUGAGACGAAUAACAGUAACACAAGCAAUGCACUAGCGAGCACAACAACGCCGGGUAACAUAUUGCGCGCUGAAGCCGUAACAACUUUAGAUGCCACUGCCACUGCGGAAGCAACAGCAGCAGCAGCAGCCGUUGCCAGCGGAAUAUUAACAACUGCAAACUCUGCAGCUGCCACCACCGAUUCUCAUCAUUACUCUUCAACAUCAUCGUCUUCCGACAUCCACUCCACAUCCACUGCCACUUCAACAACCUUUUCUGUUGCCGGCUGGCAUAAUAACUUCCAACCGGCAACCACCACCGCCGCCGCUACCGCUGCUGCCUACCGUAGUGACUUUGAUGCGCAUAUGGACGCAGUUGACCUGGAGUCAAAUCUCACAGGCAACGGUAGCGGGCCAUCACUCAGUUUCAUUAUAUUUAUUUGCGUCGAUUUACUCUUCGUUUUGCUCUUUUGUGCGCUAUUCUUCAUUUUAAUCAAGAAACUUUUAUGGCUGUGGCAUAAAAAUCGAAAUAUUCACGCGCAUCCGCAGGAUAAAUUCAAUGUGGCGAUGCGUAGACGUAUUGGCCUAAUUUACCGCACCGGUUGCUUGUUGGUAAUGAAAUUAUCAACGGAUGCAUUAUUCAUUGCAUAUGUAAAUUCAACACAAAAUUCAUGGUGGUCCUAUCCGUUUGGCAUAUCUUGCGUUUUAUUGGGAUUUACUAUCCUUUAUUGCUUUGUUAUAAAAGCGGAGAGCAGUUUGCGUGCCCCACCCAGCAGCAACAACAGCAGCAGUGGGACGCUUAAGAAGAAACUCAGCUCGAGUAAAACUAGCUUGGAUGAAAACUACUGCACGGGGUCCAUAAACAGUCCGCUUAGCUUUUACUCCAGCCAUGAAAAGGAGAAGGAAAACGAAAGCGGUGCGCCCUUAACAACGCUAUUGGCGGCGCCACCACCACAACCGUUGGAAAUCUCCAAUGGUGUACAACUGCCACUCACAAUUAUACCCACCGCACAACAGCGCUGCCCACUGCUGCCCACAUCAGCGUCGACGGUGGGCAGUGGCGUUAAAACGUUCCUGAAUGCAGCGAGUCUGGAUCGCAAACUGUCGCCGCAUGUCAGUUGUCUGCAAGAGACAACUGCCGCGGCGAUGACCUCACCCGCAACAAGGUGCUGUAACAUUUUAGGUAGUGGCAGUGGCAGCGGGAAUGCCAACAGUGCUGCUGCCACCAUAACUUCAACGGGUGUGGUAGGCGGUGGAGUUGUAGUGACGAGUGGCGGCAUGGGUUACUAUGAUGCCUAUGGCGCUGGUAUGGCACUCGGCAGCAUGACGGGCAGUUUGAAUAGGCGACAGCUACAUGGCUCAGCCGCAACGACCGAAUUUGUCGGUUUGGAAACUUUGGAUAUACUGCAGGGUGUGGCACCACCAGAUACCAUUAUUGGCAUUUGCAGUAGCACUCUCCCGGCAGGCAUGUCAUAUCAUCAACUCCAGCAUCAUACCUUACCGCGACAUCACUCAGCAGCACUGCAGCAACAGCAUCCACUAAGUGUAGCUGGCCAGCAACAUGUUGCGCAACAUCACAACGCCUAUAUGGACGCAACCAUGUUGCCAACCACGAUUGUUUCCAUUAGCAGCGGCUUACCGCUACCAACUACAACGAAUUAUGCCAAAAGCUGUGGAGGAGACACGGCAACACCAACGCCACCGUUCCCACAAGCGCCACCGACCACACUCACCAGCAUCAUCAGUACCACAACGGCAACAACGCAAACACCAAAGGCACAAAAGCGUGUUACCAUAAUGGAACCGACCACACACACCUUUGAUCCGCUGUUGCCCACAAUGGUUGCCGUUUCCGGUGUAUCAGCUACAACAGCGCAUCAUCGACUUGCAACGGCCACGCCAACGCCUAUAAUCACCAUUUCCAGCAAUACAACAUCGACUACCAAUAGUGCAGGUGCAAGUGGUGUUGCAAGCAACAUUACGGCGAACGAACCAGCAAAGGUUGUCAGCGAAAAUUCAACUGCGGGAGACAACUCAUCACCCGAAGAUGAAAAUUCGAUAACUGGUAUGUUGGAUCGUAUAACGCAUGAUCUCGAUUAUUUGUUGAAUCGCACCAAUGAGUUGCCGCCGUCAGAGUCACCGAGUGAUGCUGAAGUGGCGGCACCGCUGACAACGGUGACGACUGUACUGACGACGCCGACGACUACUGCAGCAGUCAGCCAGGAUACUGUGGAAAAGUUGUAA